GCAAGGAGGCCUACGAAAUGGGCGUGAAUCAGUUUACGGAUAUGCUGCCCAAGGAGUUUGAGGGCCUGAUGCUAACUAGCAUCAAUUUAACGGAUGCCACAUCCGAUAUAGACAUUAUAUAUUCAGCACCUGAAAACACUGAAAUACCCAGCUCUAUCGACUGGCGCGUGAAGGGUGCAGUCACCUCAGUGAAGAAUCAGGGCAAGUGCGGCUCCUGCUGGGCAUUCUCCGCAGUGGGCACCUUGGAGGGUCAGCAAUUCUUAAAGACUCGACAACUGAAGUCGCUGUCCACACAGAAUUUGCUGGACUGCUCAAGUCGAUAUCCCUAUAGCAAUCAGGGCUGCAAUGGCGGAAUUCCACUAGAAGCUCUAAUCUAUGUUAAGGACAAUGGUGGCAUCGAUAUCGAAAGUUCCUAUCCCUAUGAUAGUCGUCAGCUUUCGUGUCGUUUCGAUCGACACAAUGUUGGCGCCACAGUCAGCGCCGUCGUGAGAUUGACGGAGGGCGAUGAAUCGAAUUUGGCUGUUGCCACUGCAACCAAGGGUCCAAUUUCGGUGCUCAUCCAUGUUGGCCAGACUUUUAUGCAAUAUCAUGGUGGCGUCUAUAAGGACAACUCCUGCAACAAAUACUUCAAUCAUGCCGUUCUGGUUGUGGGCUACGGUCAUGACAGCCGCGAGGGCGAUUAUUGGCUGGUGAAAAACUCCUGGGGCAGCAAAUGGGGUGAAUCGGGCUAUAUACGUAUGGCACGCAACAGAAACAACCAGUGCCGAAUCGCCAGCUAUGCCAUUUUUCCUUUGGUCUAACGAUUUGUAGAUAUUUAUCAUUAUGUGGUUAUCGCGUUCGUUUAAAUAAAGAGGAAACUAC
This is a messenger RNA of Drosophila novamexicana, 861 nucleotides long. Its product is annotated as crustapain-like. Gene Ontology annotation, biological process: immune response. Gene Ontology annotation, cellular component: lysosome. Lineage: Eukaryota; Metazoa; Arthropoda; Insecta; Diptera; Drosophilidae. Bases 18 to 800 code for a protein of 260 amino acids. The transcript has a single exon. The record is from RefSeq and is a predicted model, not a curated record. Gene Ontology annotation, molecular function: cysteine-type endopeptidase activity.